Fusarium falciforme is the source of this 1365-nucleotide messenger RNA. RefSeq lists its product as hypothetical. The record is from RefSeq and is a predicted model, not a curated record. NCBI's taxonomy places the organism in Eukaryota, Fungi, Ascomycota, Sordariomycetes, Hypocreales, Nectriaceae. The coding region runs from base 1 to 1365 and encodes 454 amino acids. The transcript has 3 exons. Gene Ontology annotation, molecular function: oxidoreductase activity, acting on paired donors, with incorporation or reduction of molecular oxygen; monooxygenase activity.
AUGGCUGAACCCGAUACUGCAAAGAAACCUCAGACCAAGAAGAAGCUCAUUCUCAAUGCCCUCGUGGAGGCAUGUAGUGGGUAUCAGUCACCCGGCCUGUGGCAAAAUCCAGAUGACCGCUCGUUCGAGUUCAACACCCUCCAGCAUUGGGUCAAGCUCGCUGAGCUCCUGGAAAAAGCCGGCUUUCAUGGAAUCUUCAUCGCAGACGUUUUGUUUCCAGUAAACGACCCAUUUAGGCCAGUUUCUACCAUGGCUGCGGUUACAGAGAGUAUCGGGUUCGGACUCACUGUCUCGACCACUUUUGAAGAGCCGUACUACCUUGCGCGGCGACUCAGCACGCUUGACCAUCUAACCAGCGGAAGAAUCGGCUGGAACGUAGUAACGGGCUACCUAGAAUCAACUGCCCGUAACAUCGGGCUUGACGGGCUCCCUGAUCACGACCAGAGAUAUGCCCAGGCCGAUGAAUCCAUGGAUGUGGUAUACAAACUCUGGCAAUCCUCUUGGAGGGAUGACGCUGCUAAGCUCGACCACCAAUCUGGGGUCUAUACCGACCCGGAACUUAUCCGCACGAUCGACCACGUUGGCAAAUUCUACAACGUUCCAGGCCCUCAUAUCUGUCAACCCUCACCACAGCAGACGCUCGUUAUAUUACAGGCCGGUACAUCUUCUGCCGGGAAAGCCUUCGCAGCCCAGCACGCUGAAGCCGUGUUUGUUUCCACCCUCGCCCCAGCAAUUGUAGCCCAAAACAUUGCUGAUAUCCGUGCGAAAGCCCGCGAGCUCGGCCGUGAACCGCAAGCCAUCAAGUUCCUCGCAAUGGUUACUCCUGUAUUAAGCGCAACCGAGGAAGAGGCCCAGGCCAAGUAUAACCAAUAUAUGAGCUAUGGAUCCAAGGAGGGUGCACUCGCUCUCUUCGGGGGCUAUACCGGCAUCGACCCGUCGCAAUUUGACGAUGAUCAGGAGCUACAAUACGUCGAGUCCAACGCCAUCCGGACGUCUGUGGAAACAUGGGCCAAGUACGUUGCACACGUUCCCAAGUGGACUAAGGGUGCUAUCGCAGAUGAGAUGAAGAUCGGGGGCCUCGGGGCCACUAUCGUCGGAACCCCGGAGCAUGUGGCAGAUGAGCUAGAAAGAUGGAUUCGCGAAGCAGACGUAGAUGGCUUUAACUUUGCCUACGCUCUGAUGCCAAAAACCUUUGAGGAGAUCAUCAAGUUUUUGCUCCCCGUCUUAAGAAAUUGUGGGCUCUUCUGGGAGGGUUAUGAGGUUCCCGGGGGCACGUACUGUGAAAACAUAUGGGCAAAGAAAGGGGCCGCAAGGCCUCCCUCUGACCAUCCUGCGGCUAAGUGCCACUGGAAGAAGGCGGAAUGA